AUGGACGAACCGGGUUGUGCUUGGCCUUUCUGGAAGUUUGGGAUGAAGAGAGACGAUCUCUCCACCAAACUGCAAGACCAAUACAACACCAUUCCUUCUAGCAUCCAGGACCCCGACGCCUUUCACAAUGACGUCUGCGAGAUCUCCCACGUCGCCGACACCGCCGACGAGUUCCACCGUCUCAUGGCCGACCGCAAGGAACAGCGCUUGAAAGAGCUCAACGCGUCUCUUGAUCUUGCUGCUGUCGAGAUCAUUGCGAACCCCAAGCUCGUCGGUACGGCGCAGUGGUCGUACGCCCUGCAGCUCUUCCGAACACGCUCUCUCGACUCCCUGGUGCGACUUUUCUCAAGCUACCUCCCCGACGACUAUUCAUGCGCGCAAGGCUACUAUGCAUCCUCCACCGGCACUUCUUUUAGUGAUCGAUGCAGUUCUCGCACGGCGAGCACCAAUCUCAGCAGUCUCGACGACGGUCCCUGUUUCUUUCACGAUGAUGAUGACGACAAGCCCAUUAUGACGCAUGAACCCUUUCACAUUUCGACUUCUAUCUCUUCCUCCGCCAUUACCACGGACCUCCCCCCUUCCCCGCGCUCCAUGACAAUGCAGUCCGACACCUCUGCAUCGUCCCCGAUCGACCAUGAUCACGAUCACAGCUACCACCUCCACAACCUCACGCCCGCGCGAACGCUAUCCUUCUCUGGAUCCGAGUCCGGCCGAUUUGAAGGGAGACGGCUCCAUUGUCUUGACAAUGAAGACGAUGAGGAAGAAGACAUCUCACAGUCUGAAGAUCCCGAUUCCCUGACGACGUCGGUCUCUGAUUUAGAGGAGCACCGUUUGACGCGUGAAUCUACCGUGGAGGAGGAGCAACCUAGUGAAUACAUCGACAGCGCCAUUGAGGAAGACGACUGCGAAGAAGAGUUCCCGACAACCCAGCUUCCCUUCGACCUCUAUGACGACUUGAUGGAGUCUUCAGAAACACCAACACCCAAACCAGAAACAACAAUGACAACGACGGCGUCUUACCUUGACAGCAAAUCUCCUUUCCGUUCGAUACCCCAAUCUUUCCGCGCGUCCUCACCAAAGAUACCCCAUCUCCACCGCCGUCGUGACGCCAGCCCCGCCAAGGGCAUUAGCAGUAGUAGUAUCAGUAGGAGGACUCCCGAAGAAUCAGCGUGCCGUAUUCAGAAGCCGCAGCCCGACGCCGCACGCGUGCGGGCCUUGGCGGCAAGGGAUCGUAGAAGAGGCUUGGACUAG
Messenger RNA from Colletotrichum godetiae, 1251 nucleotides. RefSeq lists its product as uncharacterized. The record is from RefSeq and is a predicted model, not a curated record. The transcript has a single exon. Bases 1 to 1251 code for a protein of 416 amino acids. NCBI's taxonomy places the organism in Eukaryota, Fungi, Ascomycota, Sordariomycetes, Glomerellales, Glomerellaceae.